This is a messenger RNA of Penaeus monodon (black tiger shrimp), 4123 nucleotides long. RefSeq names its product tripartite motif-containing protein 2-like. Gene Ontology annotation, molecular function: protein binding. The coding region runs from base 21 to 1904 and encodes 627 amino acids. The record is from RefSeq and is a predicted model, not a curated record. The transcript has 6 exons. NCBI's taxonomy places the organism in Eukaryota, Metazoa, Arthropoda, Malacostraca, Decapoda, Penaeidae.
CAGAAGACAGUAGCGGAUAAAUGUGCAAUGGACUUUGCAUAAUAAGAACUUGCAGAGGCCUGAUAACAUCUUCUGUUGACAGCCGAGGCGUGGGUCGAGAAGAAGUGAUGUCUUCUACUCUUGUUGAGACAGUCUCUAUCAACUAUGAGGAUUUCAAUGAGUCAUUCCUCACCUGUGGCACAUGCCUUUGUUCCUUCGAUGGAGGAGAACACACCCCAAAGCUGCUUCACUGCUCGCACACAGUGUCCCUUUAUAUAAUCUCCCAUCAGGGAAGUGCAGCAAGUUACCAACAUACUGUUAUUCCACUUUCUAUUGCCAUCAAAAGAAUGUCGGAGAUCCCUGUUUUCAAAGCAAUGAAUUUAUUCAAGUUAAAUGAAGCCAGUGAUGCAGUGACAUCAGAGAUGCACCAGCUAGAUCAUGCUGUUGACAACACCUUUGAAGAUGUCAACAGAGCUUUCCAGGCCAUUAUUGACAUUAUAGAACAGCGGAGAGAUGCUGUUAUCAGCAAUGUUAAAAAGAUGAGGGAUGAGAAAAAGAAAGUUUUACAAGACCAACUUGACAUCAUUGAAAGUGAAAGACGCAAAGUCCAGCAAGAAUGUGAAGGCCUUCAAUACCAAGUUGAAGUUCGGAAUAUAACAAAAAAGAUUGCACAUUUGAAUACAAAAAUAGACUCGCUCUCAACACUCGUUGAGCCACGAGAGAAUGCCUUUCUUCGUUUUGAAAGUCAGCACAAUGAGGCAUUUGAGCACAUCCAGACCACCAUAGAAGACUAUGGCAGGGUGAUGACCAGCAAGACAUUCCCAAGCUUGUGUUUCAUGAAGGCAAAGAAAGCUAUGACUCACCUAAGGAGUGAGGUAGUGGUCUACACUGUGGACUAUGAUGGAGAAAGCCAGACAACUGGAGGUGAUCCAUUGGAGUCGGAGGUCAAGUCGGAAGGUGGAGAUCUGAUUGACAGCCAGAUUGAAGAUAAUGAAGAUGGCACAUAUUCUGUCUUUUUCACUCCAGAAAAUGGAGGGAACCAUAGUGUGGCAGUGAAGAUAUUUGGCAGGCCUAUAAAGGAGAGCCCUCUCAUUGUUGAGGUUUUAGAUGAACACAAUCCAGAUAUAGUUUAUGGGUCACGUGGCUCUGGGAAAGACCAGUUUCUGCAGCCUGUGGGAAUCUGCAUUGAUGACAAUGAAUAUAUGUAUGUAGCAGAUACAGGAAAUUCUAGAAUCAAGGUUUUGAGUCCACAGCUGAAGGAAGUGCAGCAUAUCGUAGGGGAUGCCUUAGAAGGUAGAAGUGUGACAGGUAUAACGAGGACACCCAGUAGCUCGCUUGCCUUUGUCAACUGGAGAAAAAAAACUAUCACAGAAGUCACAUCUUCAGGCCAGCUUCUCUCACAGUUUACCCAUGAUCAGUUAAAAGAACCUACAACCCUUGCUGUAAACUGUGAUGGAGAGAUUCUAGUUGCAGAUAAUGCGGCCAACUCAAUCUUUGUCUUCCUACCUGGAGGGAAAUUGGUGAGAAGAUGGGGGGUUAAAGGAAACAAACCAGGCCAGUUGGGAUCAAUAGCUGCAUUAUGUACUGGACCAGAGAAUGAAGUAAUUGUUGCAGAUUCAAGAAUACAAGUGUUCUCACCAGAAGGGCAGUAUGUACGCACCAUAUUUGAAACUAAAGGUAAAGGACCAAAGGGGACUUAUGGAGGCCUAUUCCUUGACCCUAAGGGCUUAUUGCUUGCCACCAGACAAGAACGCAAUAACUCCUGCAUCCAGGUAUUUGACUACAUUCUUGGAACUUUAAUAUUUACAAUAGACUCUAGAGAAGCAAAAUUAAAGCGGCCAUCAGGAUUAGCCACAACUCAGGAUGGUUAUGUGAUAAUUGUUGACCUUGGCAAUGAUUGUGUCAAGAAAUUCCGGUACAUGUAGAAAUGGAUUUAUAAUGCAUUGAGUACAUGUAUGUAAAAUCAAUUAAUUGGCUUUGUUUUUCUUUAAAGAAUGUUAAUGAUAACUAUCCAUGUAAAGAAUUGAUUGAAAAAAAAGUCGGCUUAUUAACUCCAAAACAGAUGUUAUAUUUGAUUAUUUCAUAUCACUAUUCUUGAACAAUGAGAUUUAGUAAGGAUUAUCUUGGCAAGAGUUGGAUUUCAUUGGUUUUAUGAUGAAGGCAUUGUUUUGUGAUAUUAACUUUAUUUCCUCAUUUGGUUGGUACUGAAUCAUAAUUUCAUCAUUAAAUUAUGUGCAGUAAUCAUAAAUGAUAAUGAUAGAGAUUAAGAUGGUAGUAGUACUAUCAUUCAUUCUUAUUUUUGUAUUAAGAGUGACAUUGUCAUAAUUGAUGUUGUUAUUUUUGUUAAAGAAACUUUGACCCACUUUUCAUAUUCACAGAUUUAAAUUUGGUUCAUGCUCUUGUUAUUUACACAUUUCAUUUAUAGUGAACUGAAAUUCAAAAGUACUUACAAGCUUUAGGAAACUGUGUUGACAAAAAGUACUUAAUAUUUACCACUGUACUUAUUGUAUAUGAAGCCAAGGUUGUGGACCAGCACUGUAUAGCAUUUUUUAAAAGUCAUUGGAGACUAGAAUAUAGAAAAAGGACUAGUAAGCUACUGAAAGUGCAAUGGGAUCAUUAUCCUCUUUUUAAUUUGUGUAUGUACUUAGGAUUUUUUACAUGUACAAGGAUAUGAACAGAAAUUUUUGUCAGAUUUUCAGAAAUAUUUUGUAGUUGAUUUUGAAUGAGAUUUUUCUGUACAGUGGUCAUCAGAAAAGGAACAUAUACACUAGAUACUUUUUAUUAUAUAUUACAUUUUUAUUAAUAUAAUGUUACAUAUAAUACAAUACACACACAUGCGCAUAACAGUAUGUGAUCAAUGAAAUAUUGAUGUUUAACCUCUCUGCAUGGGCUAGAGUUAAUUGUGCUAUACUCACAGAUGGGCAUAUUCUUAAAAAAAUCUAGAAAAAAAAUGUUUUGCCUUAUCAAAAUAGUAAUGGUAUAAUAAAAAAUAAAUAAAAUGUAUGAAUUUUGCUAGAAUUCAGCUUCCAGGUGACUGUGAGCAGCCAUGAAAAUGUCAGCAGGCACACUAACUCAUCCCUGAGUACCAAGUGGUUGACUGUGAAGAGAUAAGGUAUGGCAGAGAGUACCCAUGCACACUAUCUGACAAUUUUCCCAGCUGUCAAUUCAGAUAUGUCCAGGAAACUGUAAAAUGUUUUAAAAGGAGAUUCAUCAUUGCCUACUUGCACGUUUUAAAAUGUAGGGAUUUAGGGAUGCCACUUACAUAGUUACAUACAUCAUGUAAUGCUGGUUUAAGAGAGACCAAUUUCAGAGACCAAUUUCAUAUGAAAGACCAAUUUGUGAGAUAAGGCCAUUGCAUAUUAUCUGUCUAAAGAAUACUUAACAAACAUUGAGUAGUGAAACCAACAUUUUUCUGAAAUAGUGAAAGCUUUUAAAUUACCUAACAUUUGCAGAAGAGCUUUUCAUUUUAUUUUGCAUGUUUGGCAACUUAAUACUUUGUCUGUAGCUAAAGCUCAGUAGUGUUGAAGAAAGUUGGCUAUUUGUUUGAUAAUCCAUUACAAGAAGUUCUCUUUAAGAACGACAUUAGUCAGUAACUUAUGACUGUCAUUAGAAAUAGAAAAUAAAAUUGUUCUGUGAGAGCAUCUUUAAUAUCUCAGGUUUAAUAUUAUGCAUAUCAAGGUUGCCCAUUGCAAAGAAAGCCUGUUGUGCUUUCUUUGUUGUUAAACACAGAAGCCUAUGAUCAAAUAUAAGAAAUGUAGGAUUUUAAUACUUUUUUCCUUGAGAGUCAAAUCUCUGUGUAUUCAUGUUUUUAAUGCUUUAGGAAAGAAAGACUGAGUCUUACAUAAAUGGGCAGUUUCCCAAAUUCCUAGAAAAUUCCUAGUAUAUGUAAACUAGAUGAAGUGUUCACAUUGUAAGCAGACCACCUACAGAAUUUCUACCCAAUAUCUCACCAUUAUUCAUAUGUUCCCAAGAUUGUACUUACAGAAAGGUCAUGGCAUGGUGUAUUCCAUGAAGGUGAUAAAGCUGUGUGGAUGAUAAUGAAUACAAGUCAAGCUAGCACUGCAGUACCGUUUUUUCUGUUUUAGAUAGUACCUACCUUGGUACUCCUAAGUUAUUUGGUUUAGUCAUUACAUUAUUAGUAUUC